AUGUAUCUCACCCUCUACUUUCUCACGACUCGCCUCCCUGACACGCUUCGUGCUGUUCGUGAUCACUUCCUCUCUCUCGACCCCACCAAAGUCACCAUAGACUCGUUUGAGAAACGCCUCUUAGAGGCUGAGUCUGCUGCCCUAGCUGUAGCUGCCUCCCGUGGCACUCCCCUCCCCUCCGUCUUCGAGGGGUGCUCCCCCUCCCUGCUCGUGUCCUCUGUUGCCUCUUCUGCUGCUGUCGACCUCCUUGGUGUUGAGGAGGUUGGUGCUGCAUCUGCUCCUGCUGGGAGGCGCAAGAGCGGCAAGGGCAAGGGGGGCAAGGGUGGGGGUGGUGGGGGAGGUGGGGGUGGCGGUGGUAGUGGCAGGGGCGGUCGUGGUGGAGGUGGUGGGGGAGGAGGGGGCGGUGGCAGCAGUGGAGGUGGAGGGGGUGGUGGGAGCAGUGGGGGUGGUGGAGGGGGCGGGGGUGGCACUCGGGGUGGAACUGGAGGGGGUGGAGCUGGAGGCUCGACUACGCGCACUGCUACGUUUGGUGGUGCAGCCAGUGGUGGAGGCGGCUCUGGGGGUGGACAGCUGCAGCUCUCGCCGCAGCAGCUUCGUGAGUGGGCAGUCAGGCGUGGCAGCUCGGAUGGCCCAGCUCGCUGUGGAGUUGCCAAGGUAGAGGCUGCUAGUCUUGAUGCUUUUGACUUAGCUAGCACAGGUGCAGAGCCUGAGGAGGCCUUGCACACUUUUACUCUCGACUCGGGUGCGUCUCGUUGCUUCUUCCACGACAGCACCACAGUCACACCGCUCACAGCCCCUGUCCCUGUCACACUGGCCGACCCCUCCGGGGGCCCGGAAGUCGCGCGUGGCGCCACUGUUCUCCCUUGUCCGGCGGCCCCUUCGGGCCUCCUCAUAGGUCUCCACCUCCCCUCGUUCGCUAAGAACUUGGUGGCUACCUCUGUCCUCCAGGACCAGUGGGUCACUAUCACCCAGCCUGGAGGCGAGCUAGUGGCGAUCUGUACGGACUCGCGCACUGGUGAGCACCUCGCCACGUUCACUCGGAGGCCUAGACUCUCCUCCGGCACCACCGUCUUGACCACCCCUCCUUGCCACGCCUUCGUGGCAUGCACUCCCGUCUCCUCGUCUCUGGGCUUCCCAGGUCCCUGCCCCCGCUCCCGAGGUCGCUUGCGCCGCCGUGCCUUCCUUGCGUCGAGGGGCGGCAGCGCGCCGCUCAUCACUCCUCCUCGUUUCCUCCGACCACAGCUCCUUUGCAGACCCUCCACAUGGACGUGUGGGGUCCAGCCCGAGUCCCUGGACAGGGCGGAGAGUGCUACUUCUUGCUGGUUGUAG
This is a messenger RNA of Closterium sp. Naga37s-1, 1329 nucleotides long. The record is from the annotation of a GenBank genome assembly. NCBI's taxonomy places the organism in Eukaryota, Viridiplantae, Streptophyta, Zygnematophyceae, Desmidiales, Closteriaceae.